UUUGCUGGAAUGGGCAAUCUUCUUAAGGUCCUUACAAGGGAUAUCGAAAACUAUCCGCAUUUUUUCCUGGAUUUUGAAAAUGCACAACCUACUGAUGGAGAAAGAGAAGUGUGGAAUCAGGUCAAUGCUGUAUUGCAAGAGUCUGAAGAUAUACUGGCAGACCUACAGGAGUACAAAGGAGCAGGACAAGAGAUAAGAGAUGGAAUACAAAAUCCAAAUGAUAAUCAGCUUCAGGAGAAAGCCUGGAAUGCAGUUUGCCCUUUGGUUAUAAAGCUAAAAAGGUUUUAUGUGUUUGCAGUAAAAUUAGAAAAGGCACUGCAAAGCUUGCUGGAAUCCUUAACUUGUCCACCAUAUACCCCAAUUCAGCAUUUGGAAAGAGAGCAAGCCUUAGCAAAGCAGUUUGCUGAAAUUUUGCACUUUACUCUUCGUUUUGAUGAACUUAAGAUGAGAAAUCCAGCAAUACAGAAUGACUUCAGUUACUACAGAAGAACAAUUAGCCGUAACAGGAUCAAUAACUUGAAUUUAGAUAUUGAAAAUGACGUAAAUAAUGAAAUGGCCAACAGAAUGUCCUUAUUCUAUGCAGAAGCUACACCAGUGUUAAAAACACUCAGCAAUGCUACAUCAAGCUUUGUGUCAGAGAAUAAAACUCUUCCAAUUGAGAAUACAACAGAUUGCCUAAGCACUAUGGCCAGUGUAUGUAAAGUUAUGCUGGAAACACCGGAGUACAGAAGUAGAUUCACCAGUGAAGAGACCUUGUUGUUCUGUAUGAGAGUAAUGGUGGGCGUUAUUAUCCUCUAUGAUCAUGUUCAUCCAGUGGGUGCAUUUGCAAAGACGUCCAAAAUUGAUAUGAAAGGAUGUAUAAAAGUUCUGAAAGACCAACCUCCAGAAACCGUGGAAGGCCUUCUGAAUGCACUAAAGUUCACUACAAUCCAUUUGAAUGAUGAGUCCACAUCUAAACAGAUUCGAGCUAUGCUUCAGUGAUGCCUUUCAAGAGAAGAGGAUCUGUUCCUGACCUCAGAAGAUGUAUAUGUUUACAUAAUUUAACUGAAAGUGAUGCUAAUACUUUGUAUGUGUUUGUGUACUACCUGUAUCCAGAUCACUAUGUACUAUAAACUGAUUUUGCAGCACAAGUUGUCAAAAUACAUCUCUAAAACUCUGUCAGUCCUUUAAACCACAGUAGCUGGAGAUGCAGAUUGUAUUGUAUAGCAGAAUAAAUAAGUGUAGUUACUUGUGUAUCUAAAUAUGACCAAUGUUAAGUAAUACGUUACUAUUCUGCUGUUGCAGAAAGUGUUUGUAAAAAAACAGUAAGCAAGCCACAAGGUAGUUAGAUCAUAAAGAAAAUAUCUUGCAGAAGACAUCAUUUGCCGUGUUCUAUGUAUAACUUAAUUUGUAGCCUUCCCUUGGUAAUAUCACUGGAGUUUCAUAACAUUAAUGCUGGACAUGUCCUAGCAGUUAUAAAAAUGGAGGAUGUUGGGCAUUUCUCAGUUGUUGCCCUCUCCUAAUGUUA
Molecule: messenger RNA, 1507 nt
Organism: Protopterus annectens (West African lungfish)
Lineage: Eukaryota; Metazoa; Chordata; Ceratodontiformes; Protopteridae
Gene: CYRIA
Product: CYFIP related Rac1 interactor A
Exons: 10
Coding region: 10-981 (323 amino acids)
Biological process (GO): regulation of actin filament polymerization
Molecular function (GO): small GTPase binding
Source: RefSeq, a predicted model, not a curated record